Molecule: messenger RNA, 2155 nt
Organism: Thamnophis elegans (Western terrestrial garter snake)
Lineage: Eukaryota; Metazoa; Chordata; Lepidosauria; Squamata; Natricidae
Gene: SARS1
Product: seryl-tRNA synthetase 1
Biological process (GO): seryl-tRNA aminoacylation
Cellular component (GO): cytosol
Molecular function (GO): serine-tRNA ligase activity; ATP binding; tRNA binding
Source: RefSeq, a predicted model, not a curated record
GGCUCUCCGUCCUUUGCCUCCCCGCCUUUCGCUGCGGGCCGAGUCGCGCGUCGGGCUCCUCUUUCGUCCCUCUCCGCUUCGGCGGCUCUCCUUCGCCGUCAUGGUGCUCGACCUGGACCUCUUCCGCACCGACAAGGGCGGCGACCCGGAGCUGGUGCGAGAGAUGCAGUUGAAGCGCUCAAGGACCCGGCUCUCGGACGCGCUGGUGGCUGCCGACGGGGCCUGGAGAGAUUGCAGAUUCCGGGCAGACAACCUGAACAAACUGAAGAACUUGUGCAGCAAAACCAUAGGAGAAAAAAUGAAGAAGAAGGAACCUGUGGGUAACAGUGACGAAAUACCAGAUCAUGCACAAAAUCUUGACGAACUCACAGUAGACAUCUUAACAAGUCUUCAAGUUAGCCAAAUCAAGAAAAUCCCUCUUAUUGAUGAAGCGAUCCUGAAAUGUGAUGAAGAACGUUUGAAACUGGAAGCAGAACGCUUUGAAAAUCUCCGAGAAAUUGGAAAUCCUCAUCCCUCUGUGCCAAUCAGCAAUGAUGAGGAUGUAGAUAAUAAAGAAGAGAGAGUAUGGGGAGACUGCACUGAGAGGAAGAAGUACUCUCACGUGGAUCUGGUUGUCAUGGUGGAUGGCUAUGAGGGAGAAAAAGGAGCUGUUGUAGCUGGAAGCCGAGGAUACUUCCUUAAGGGACCUUUGGUUUUUCUAGAGCAAGCCCUCAUUCAGUAUGCCCUGCAGACACUGCUUAGCCAGGGAUACACCCCAGUUUAUACACCCUUUUUCAUGAGAAAAGAAGUGAUGCAGGAAGUGGCCCAGCUAAGUCAGUUUGAUGAAGAGCUCUACAAGGUCCUGGGAAAAGGGAGUGAGAAGAGUGAUGAUAAUACCGUUGAUGAAAAAUAUCUAAUUGCUACAUCUGAGCAGCCAAUUGCAGCACUUCACAGGGAUGAAUGGCUGAAGCCAGAAGAUUUACCCAUAAAAUAUGCUGGGCUGUCUACUUGCUUCCGCCAGGAAGUGGGCUCUCAUGGUCGUGAUACCAGAGGCAUUUUCAGAGUACAUCAGUUUGAAAAGAUCGAGCAGUUUGUCUAUGCAUCACCACAUGAUAAUAAAUCUUGGGAAAUGUUUGAUGAGAUGAUUUCCAUUGCUGAAGAGUUCUACCAGUCACUGGGCAUCCCUUAUCACAUUGUGAAUAUUGUCUCAGGUUCCUUAAAUCAUGCUGCUAGUAAGAAACUGGAUCUGGAAGCAUGGUUCCCAGGUUCUGGCGCUUUCCGUGAGCUUGUUUCUUGUUCAAACUGUACUGAUUACCAAGCACGUCGGUUACGGAUACGCUAUGGCCAAACCAAAAAGAUGAUGGAUAAAGUGGAAUUUGUACAUAUGCUUAAUGCCACCAUGUGUGCUACAACACGGACUAUAUGUGCUAUUCUGGAGAAUUACCAGACAGAAGAAGGAAUCAUUGUACCAGAUAAAUUGAAGAAUUUCAUGCCACCAGGUCUAAAGGAAAUGAUAAAAUUUGUGAAACCUGCACCUAUAGAUAAAGAAUUUUCUAAAAAGCAAAAGAAACAGCACGAAGGAGGCAAAACGAAGUCAGCUGGUGGAGACUGUGCUCUAGAAGGGAAGAUGCAAAGCAUGGAUGUGAACAGCCCCUGACAAAAACUCAGCUAGUCUCACUGAGGUGCAAUGUGAAGUUCUUAAAGCUGAGGGGGGCAAGUGUGGGUGUGGGGGUCCCUGGGAUUAGUUGCUGCUUUUUGUCUCCUCUUUCCUAUGUCAGGAACAUGUUACUUUUACUGUCUCAGUUUUUAUCCUCCAAUACAGGAAGAUGAAGCUUCUCAUAGUGAUUAUAUGUGCGUUUCCUUACACUGUGAAAGUGAAAAGCAGUACAAAAGCUGUUGAUUCCCCAGCCCCCAAUCCAUUUUAAAUUAUGUUAAUUAUAUGUGAGAAAAAAAUUCUGUCCAAGCCCAGAAUUGCAAAUUCAAGUGGAGGAAACAAAGCGCUGUAUAAUGUUCAUUUGCUUAAAAAAAAAUCUGUAUAUUGAAAUAAAAGGUAAAGGCAAAUAUCAAAAGGGCAAAUAGGGACUUGUGUAAUUUUAUCAUCAUGAUUUUUAAAAUGUCAUAGGAUUUCUCCUGACUUAGAGGGACUUGAUCAAUAAAGCAAAGAUUUAAGAAAUUG